CACCUCUCUCUCUCUCUCUCUCUCUGUCCAUCAGUCCUUCCUUUUCUUUUCAGUUUAUCAUCAUGGAGAACGAGUCGGUGAUCUUCUGGGAUGGGCAGGGCAACUCCCAGAAUACAAUCUGAAACUCUGAGACCACUCACUCUACUGCAGGAUUACUACACAAUAACUACAGUUACACAUUACAGAAAAUGCUGUACUGUUUACUGUAAAAAUACUUAAUCUACUGCGGAUUCGGCUCAUACUACAAGAGGAACUACAACAUAUUUCGGAAACUACUAAAGUACUCAUUCUACUAUAACUACUCACAGGAUUACAACAAUCCACCAGAAACUUAUCUGAAAGCUGAGGUCCAACCAAUCAGAGACGCAAGAACCUGGCAUCUCAAGCUGGACCAGAUCCAAAAGGCCAAACCAGUACCGGACCAGUCGGCCAGUUAGACUCUGUAGAGCGGAUCAGACCAGGCCUGGACAGACCAGAAGAGACCAGUGAAAAUCAGUAAAGGCCAUUGGAAAAGUUUGAUGGGACUGCUGACGAUAGCCACAUGCCUCUGAGUCCGGCUGCUGACACCAAACAUGAUCGCCCGCGGCAACAGGCGGUUACUAACGGCAACCCGACAGGCUCUGCUGUUGCCAGGGACGACGACGCGGAUGACACACCCCCCGGAAACAGCAUCGUCGUCCGCAUUGGCAUCCCCGACCUGCAGCAGACGAAGUGUUUGCGGUUGGACCCAGAGUUACCAGUUUGGACCAGUAAGCAGAGGGUUCUGGUGACGUUGACUCAGUCUCUGUCGGAUGUUUUGAACUAUGGUCUCUUCCAGCCGGCGUUCAACGGCCGAGCCGGAAAGUUUCUGGACGAAGAGCGGCUGCUGAAGGAGUAUCCUCUCCCCCCCAUCACGCCCAUCCCAUACCUGGAGUUUCGUUACAAGAGGAGAAUUUACACUCAGAGCUACGUGGACGAUAAACAGCUGGCCAAGCUGCACACCAAGGCAAACCUGAAGCGCUUUAUGGAACAUGUUCAUCAGAAGAAUUUGGAGAAGGUUUCCAAAUGGCUGGAAAAGGGCCUGGACCCCAACUUCCAUGACUCUGACACUGGGGAGUGUCCUCUGACCCUGGCGGUCCAGCUGGAGGAAAGUGGCGACUUGAUAAAAGUUCUUCGCAGUGGAGGAGCUCACCUGGACUUCAGGACCAGAGACGGGAUCACCGCUCUGCAUCGGGCCGUCCUCUGCAGGAACAGCGCUUCUCUCACUACUCUGCUGGACCUCGGAGCGUCUCCGGACUACAAGGACAGCAGAGGUCUGACUCCCCUCUAUCACUCUGCCAUGGUGGGCGGCGCCCCCUACUGCUGUGAGCUGCUGCUGCAGGACCACGCCACCAUCGGGAUGACUGAUGAGAACGGGUGGCAGGAAAUCCACCAGGCAUGUCGCUAUGGUAACGUGCAGCACUUGGAGCACCUGCUGUUCUACGGCGCUGACAUGAGUUCCCAGAAUGCAUCGGGAAACACCGCACUGCACCUCUGUGCUCUCUACAACCAGGACAGCUGUGCCAGAGUGCUGCUGUUCAGAGGAGCAAAUAAAGACGUGAAAAACUACAACAACCAGACUGCCUUUCAGGUGGCGAUAAUUGCUGGGAACUUCGAUCUUGCAGAAAUAAUUAAGAUCCACAAAACCUCUGAUGUUGUAGUUCCCUUCAGAGAAACUCCAUCCUACACAAAGCGCCGCAGAGCCGGCGUGACCAGGAUGCCGGCUGGAAAUGGUCUGUCUUCUCCACGCUCUCUGAUUCGCUCAGCUAGUGACAAUGCUCUGGAAAGCCCCGCCUCCUCUCCUGGCCCCUCCCUCCAAAGCCUGGAAACGCAUCAUGACACGCACACGCACUCGCUACGACGACACACACGCCGGCUCAGUCCGAGUGGUGGAGGUCAUGCAGAGACCAGCCCCCCCUCGUCCCCUCCCCCAACCCCCCAGAUGAGGAAGAGGAGGCUGUACAGUGCUGUACCAGGACGCACCUUCAUCGCCACCCGGUCCCACGUCCCCCAGGGGCCUGGAGAGAUCCAGCUGCACCGAGGAGAGAGGGUGAAAGUUCUGUCUAUAGGUGAAGGAGGAUUCUGGGAAGGAAGUGUGAAAGGAAGAACUGGUUGGUUUCCUGCUGACUGUGUUGAAGAAGUCCAGAUGAGACAGUAUGACCCAAGACUGGAGACGAGGGAGGACCGCACCAAGAGACUGUUCAGACAUUAUACUGUAGGAUCCUAUGACAACUACACCUCCUACAGUGACUAUGUGAUCGAGGAGAAGACGGCCGUGCUGCAGAAGAGAGAGAGCGAGGGAUUCGGCUUCGUCCUCAGAGGAGCUAAAGCUGAGACCCCCAUCGAGGAGUUUGCCCCCACGCCGGCGUUCCCCGCGCUGCAGUACCUGGAGUCCGUCGACCAGGGGGGCGUGGCCUGGAGGGCGGGGCUACGGACUGGAGACUUCCUAAUAGAGGUGAACGGCGCUGACGUGGUGAAGGUGGGUCACCGGCAGGUCGUCUCUCUGAUCCGACAGGGAGGAAGUCGACUGCUGAUGAAGGUCGUAUCCGUGUCCAGGAAAUCCGAAUCCAACCUGGUCAGGAAGAAGGCUCCACCUCCUCCAAAACGAGCCCCCAGCACCUCGUUGACGCUCCGAUCCAAGUCCAUGACCGCUGACCUGGAGGAGAUCGCCAGGAGGAGACGCAUCGAGAAACUGGAUGAGAUGUUGGCCGGGGGUCAACAGGAAGUCGUUCUAAGGGGCCGCCCGUCAGACGACUUCAGAGCGGCGACGGUCAAACAGAGGCCGACCAGCCGACGCAUCACACAGGCCGAGAUUAAUUCGUUGUUUGAGCGUCAGGGACUCGUGCCCCCCACACCUCCAGAGAAGAGCACCAUGGCUUUGCCCCGAGGAAUGUCCAGAACCAAGAGUUUUGGCACACCUGAGGACGACAGGAUCUCGGCUCUGAUCAAUGAAAGUCGGUUUCCACGGAGCUCCUCCCUGACAGACAGCUUCAUCCCGCCUCCUCCUCAGACCGCUCCACCCCCUCCUCCCUCCUCCCCGCUCUUCCUCCUCGACUCUGGACCUCCUCCCUCAUUCCUCCCCCCUCCUCCCCCGGCCAGAGGGGAGGGGCUAACCCGCUCCAGCUUCAAGCCGGGGGCGGAACCGAGGCUCCAGGAGCUCUCCGAUUCGCCAACAAGGAGCCACGCCCACGCCGAGCGGCAGAGGAAGGCGAGGUCGAUGAUCAUCCUGCAGGACACGCCGCCACAGCUGCAGCCUGACGCACAUGCUGCCGCCUUGCACACGCUGCACACUGCCACACACACCGCUACACACACGCUUCACACUGCCACACACACCUCCACGCUGUCUCUCCACAGCACCAGCUCCGCCCCUGGUCACUCACCGCUGUCACGCCGCCGUGGACGACCAAUAGAAAACCCUUAUGCUAACGUGGGACAGCAGGCUCCGCCCUCCAAGCCGCAGAGGAGGAAGUCACCUUUGUUGAAACAACUUCCUGUAGAGGAGCAGGGACAUGAUCCGUCCAAAUUAGAGCCACCCUGCAGCCCCAGUAGGGCGGAGCUGUACCAGCAGCAGGUUCUUUCAGAGCGAGCCCGGGUUCAGGGCCGCAGGUCAUCUCUCUUCCUGUCUGUGGAGGGAUCCGGGUCAGAAAACCAAGUGCCACCCCUCCUGACUCAGAGCCAUUCAAUGGACGACCUCGGCGAGCUUCCCCCUCCAGCCCCGGUCCUGUCGCCCUCACCGACACCUCACACCUUCCUCCACCCACUGACGGGGAAACCGCUAGACCCCUCAUCUCCACUCGCCUUGGCUCUUGCUGCACGAGAACGAGCGCUCACUGCCCGCACGCCGAGCCCUGAGCCUCGACUAAAACAUGCAUCUGCCUCCACUACACCCAUCCCCACCCCAGCUGCCAGCCCCGAGGGCAGACACAAGCGCACCCCCCUCACCACCCCGCAGAGCAGCCCUGAGCCACGAUCGAAACGCACCACUCCUCAAACAAGCCCCGAGCAGCGAACCAAGCGCACCACUCCCCAGACCAGCCCUGAGCUAAGGCAUAAACGCAUAACCCCACCUUUGUUCCCUGACGGACAGGUGGAGCGUCCAGAGACAGAGGGAGGAGUGACAUCACCUGCCGGCCCCUCCCCUGAGCGCUGGAGACCCACCGCCGUGCCAUCACUGGCCAGUGAAGGUCACUCUGCUUUGAUUGACAGGCGCAGAAGCCUCACAGUGGGCAGCUCAGAGGAGGAGGGAGGGGCUUACACAGUUACACUCCCACCGGCGUUGUUGUCAUCCAGUGAUGAGGAGACUAGGGAGGAGCUCCGCAGAAUUGGCCUGGUAGCUCCACCCCCUGCCUUUGCCGGUCCUCCCGCCCCUCCUCCCCCUUCCUCUCUCACCUUGUUGCCAAGAAGAAGUGGGGAGGGAGGGGGAGGAGAAAGUGGUCCUGAGUCCCUGGGUCGAAGAGGAGAUGAGGAGGAAGGAGGUGACGAACGGCUUCACGACAGCUCCUCCUCCCCCAGCUCACUCCCUCCCUCCAUAACCUUGGCCUCCCCUCCUGCUCCAUCCUCCCCCUCCUCCCCUCCUGCUGCUCACCCUUCCCCCUCCUCCCCCUCCACCUCCCCAAUUGCUCUUAAGCCGCGUCUUCGUUCACCUAUUGGUCGGGGCCGCUCUGCUCUUCGGGACCCACUGCUGAAGCAAUCAUCAGACAGUGAGCUCCUCCCAUCUGCUGCUUCCUCCUCCUCUCCCUCCUCCCCACUCUGUUCGUCCCCAACCGGCGGUGGCCGACAGCCACGCUAUCUGUUCCAGAGGAGGUCCAAGCUGUGGGGGGGUGGGGACGACCGCGGGGAGGAGCGGCGGGGCCUCAGCCCCGAGGAAGGAGGAGGCCGUCCAGCAGCACUGGGAGGUCAGGGGUCGGGGUCAGCCGUGGAUCUGACCAGCCGGUCGGCGUCAGCACUGGAGCUGAGCGGCAGGGCAGGGUCUGGACUGGAUCUUGCUAAUCGGCUACAGCUGCUCAACAAAGACAGUCACUCUCUGGGGGAGGAGCCGAGUCCCCUUGAUCCAGGCCGGAGGUCACCAGUAGGAGGUGCCAGGUUGUUCUCUAGUCUCGGUGAACUCCACACCAUCUCCCAGCGAGGAUAUGGCGCCAGCUAUACAGUCCGACCAGGAAGCCGCUACCCUGUCACCCGCCGGAGCCCCUCCCCGUCUCCCUCCCCAUCUGAUAGGUCAAUAGGGCUUGCCUCGUCCUGCCCUGAAAGGCCAGACCUGAGUUCGGGUCGCAGUCUAACCAUCCUGAAGUCGUCCAGUCUCAGUCUCCCCUCAGAACCAAAGGAGGUUCGGUUUGUGAUGCGAAGUGCCAGUGCACGAACCAGGUCCCGGUCACCCUCCCCUUCACCCCACGCCUCUCCCUGCCCCUCCCCGGUCCUCAGCGGGCCCCUGUUGGCCCUACGGCCAUGGAGGCAGCGGCCCCUCAGCCUGUGGAAUAAAUAUGACGUGGGUGACUGGCUGGAGAGCGUGGGCCUGGCCGAACACCGCCAGCGCUUCCAGGAGCACGAGAUCGAAGGCUCCCAUCUCCCCGCCCUCACCAAAGACGACUACGUGGAGCUAGGCGUCACCAGACUGGGACACCGAAUCAACAUCGAGAGGGCACUCAGACAGCUGCUGGAUGGUUCCACUUGACCCCUCACCUCUGACCACAAACCUCUAGACAUCCUGAACUGUGACCUCAUUACUCCUGACCUCCGGUCAGACACUAGGCCAUCUCUUUGACUAGGAUAUCUUAGCAGUGACUGAAUCUUUAGACCUUUUUACCAACGUGGAACCCAGCUCUCCGAGUGAUCUCGGUGACAUUUUGGCUUAUCAGCUCUUUGAUCAACCCAAAAGGACCGGUAGCGCCAAGGUCUGUGUCCAGUGUCUUUAGUUUUAUUUGAAUUCUCUCAACAUCGUUUAAGUCAUAAGAACAAAAACAAACACUACCAAAUUUGAUUCCAGAAAUGUUACAGCGACAACCACUUUACUGUAGAGGGGGGACAAAUAAAUUUGUGCAUCUCUGAAUUCACAGUAGCUCUACUACGAUAAGGAGUCCAGGUUAGAAUAUUAUUGAGAUUCUUCUUCACUCAAACUCUCACACUCGAUGCCAAACAGUGGAUCACUUCACAAAUCUGAGGCAGAACAUUCAAAAUAAUUAUGAUAAUCUUUUUUCAGCCCCUCUUCCUCAACCAAAUAAAUAUCUAAAUAAUAUAUUUGUUUGUGAUUUAAAUGAAUUAAAUCAAACAUUUAUUGAACAUUUGUUAGAUUGUUAUUGAGGAAAAAUAUAUUGCGAUAAUUAUCAGUUUUAUUUCCCAGCCCUAGAUUACCUGAAAAUACAGAGGAAUACCUCAGAUCCUGUUAAAGCUAACUUACCAUUAUGUUAGCAUACGACAUACUAAUGGCAGCUGGAGCUCUUCUGCAAAUCUCAACAUGUGAAGGGACAUUGAUCAAAGAGCUGAUCUGACAAACUGAUUACAUUAUGCCGUUUAGCUGGAAUUUUGCUAGCAGAGCUGGACGAUUAGCGAGCCACUGGAAGUCUCUACCUUAACAACAGGAGAUUAGCUGGGGAUAUUUCUCCGUCCUUUUACAGAAAGUUUUUGUGACUACUUUUUUUUUUCCUCUCUUCCAAAUAUCACUCAUGAAGAAUUUUGUGUUUAUUUUGAGUUCAUAUCUUAAUACCGAUCAUUUAGAAUUUAUGAAUAACAAGUAAUAAUAAUGUGGUGGUGAUGACUUACAGAGUUUAUAAUAGUUUGGAAAAUGGUUUUGAGUUCUUUAUGAUUUGACAAUGAGUUGAAUUUCAAGGUCGUUUCGGUGAUGUUUUGAAAUUCAUAAUGAUUUGUCAAUGAGUGACUUUGUGCUGAUGUGAUGUGUGUUUCAGGGAGAGCUGCAGCAGAGCUCCAACUGUAAACCUCUCUGGUUUCUAACCUGCUUAUCGAGGGCUUACUGUACAUGGUGCUAUCUGUUUAAAGCCAUCUGUACAGAAAAUACCGUUCUCCUUCCCCUCCUAUACCUUCUUAACGCCUGAAACUCUAAUGUGUUAUUCCUAAAUUAAUCAAACGCGGCUGAACCUGCCAUAACCAUCUUGCAGUAAUGGUACCUUGCCAGGAACAGGCCAUAUGUGGAGUUUCCUCCCUGCCAUAUUGGGGAUUUCUUCCCUGCCAUACGUGGAGUUCUCUCCAGACCAUAUGUAGAGUUUCCCUGAGGCCAUAUAGAGUUUAAAAACAUAAAAGGGAGGUGUCCAAUUAAAGUUUACCGUGCAUCCAUGUAAAGUUUCUGUAAAUUUGUGUUUAAGGGUUAAGAUGCAGUCACACCGAAAUUCAUUCUCCAUUAAUUUCAAUAAAUAACAAGACAUAUUUGCUUCUAUCAGAGAGGAGGGAAUGCUGCUCUUCUGCAAGUCCAAGAACAAUUAUAGAGGUUAAAGACAUUCAACUAGGGCUGGGCGAUUUGGCCAAGAUUUCAUUUCAAGCCCGAGUCUGAAACAUGAUUGAAUCUUUGCAUUCUUCAUGCCAUUCUUUACUCUUCUUAGAUCCCUAUUAGCUUCUACAAAGUGGUUGCUUGUCUUCCUGGGGUCCAAGCAAAGUAACAAACAAUCACUUAAAAUCAUACAAUAUACAUAAAACAAAAGUAGAGAGUAGACUAAAUAUAACACACAGACAAAAAACAAUAUAAAGCUACACCUGACAAUUUGUGUCAAAACAAAUAAAAACAAACAUACUAAAACAGCAUUUAUGUAAGAUUCAUCAGCCUUUAUUACAUGACUUUUUUAACCUUGAAACUGCAGAAAUUCUAAAACAUGAUUGAAAAUUUGCAUUCUUCAUGUGUAAGAUAGUUAAGCAAGCAUUAUAGAAGACCUACACCUGAAAGGCGUUCACCGUUAUUCAGCAAAUACAGGUUAAACCAGACAUCUGCAGACUGAGAGUGCCACAUGCUCAGUUUCAGCAGAAAGUCUGCUGUUUGUAUCUUCUGUUACUUUUUGUGCAAAAACAAAAACUACAAACUUAUUCAAUUAAUUUGAUAUAACGCCCAGCCCUACAAUAAAACACUAGCUCUAUGCUUUACUGUUUGUGGAAUGCUAUUGCUAGUGCCAGCCAUGCUAGCUGAUGCAAUUUGUGCUUAGAUCACCACAAACACGACAAAAAUGUCAAGCAAAGGUCUUCGGUCUGACCGCACCAUAAUCAACAUUAAUGAGCACAACUCUGUCCCUUUUUUCACCAUUUUACCCAGACAUAGAUAAGACUUGUAUUUGUGCGUCCAGUAAAGAGCGAGGUACAGAACGUGUUUAGCCUAGCCUAGCACAAAGGCGAGAAGCAGGGGGAAACUGCUAGCCUAGCUUUAUAAAAAUGAUAAAAAUACACCUUCCAGUAGCACAGCUGUCUGAUUUACAUGUUGUAUCUUGUUAGCCAGCAAGCUACUCACUAAUAUAUCCAGCUGAGCAAGGACAGAGCUCAAAUGCAUCAUAAGGACAACGCUAACUGCUGCUAACACCACAAUGUCUUGUUUUUAUUUCAUUGCCUUUCUAACACUGUACAAUAAACAAGAUACAACACAUAGUAAGACAUCACUGGAGUCACUGGAAGGUGCAUUUCUCUCACUUUGUUUCCCUUAAACUGGGAAAAACGUUAAUGAUGAACUGUUGACUUUAACAGCGCUUUGAGUGAGACCAUUACUGCUACUUUUCUUAAUAAUAAUAAUUAUAAUAAUAAUAAUUUCACACUGUAAACGUACACUAAUUCAACCCGAUAUGUUACCGUUCCACCUCUUCAUUCCCCUCUGAAGCACAAUCAACGUCACAGUGCCUGUUUCCACAACAUCAAAUCUACAGCGUUUAUACAGAUUUUUAUCCAAUUCAAGUACCUGAACACAAGCCGAGCUACAAUCAUGAAUCCCAAAGUUGUACAAGUUCGUGGUGCCCUUUAAUGGGGGAAAAGUAUUAGCUGCCCAUGGCAGAGCACAGAGCUAUAGAAUGUAUAGUCUAUGUACAGCACAUUACAGUAGACUUUAUAGUCUGUAUAAUAUAUAUUAUGGUAAAAUAAUGUAGCUAUAGUGUAAUAUAUAAAGUAUAGUAGACAAUAAAAUGUAUACAGUAAUAUUUUGGUAGACUGUAGUCUAUAAAGUCUUUUGCCAUAUGUGAUAUUCAUCCUUUGUAAACAUCGACACAUCAGCUGUUUAACUUCAAACAAAAUGCUGUUUUGGCACAAAAUGGAAAUAAAGAUUCACAAUUGAAAGUGGAAGAGUUUAUGUUUAAAGAGUAACUUCACACUAAAUCCACUUGCAUGAUUUAAUAAAUUACAUCUACAGUCAUUUAAAUCAUAUCAUCAUAAUUAGUCCCAGUCUUUACAUGUCCUGUUCAGUCCGACCCUAGCAACACACCAUCAAGACAGAAAACGGAGAUCAAAUCCCAGCAGUGGGAAUCUGAAUCUGCUUAUUAAUUCUGAACUUCCUAAUUAGGGGUGAGUGGGAGAAAAUCGAUCCAGCAUAGUAUCGCAAUAUUUUCUGUGGCAAUAGUGUAUCGGUCUUUUAUUAUGUAAAAUGUACAUGAGAAUACAUUUUGGUACUAUAAUAAUAAAAUCAAUUGCUUUUUCAGUCCACUAGAAAAAGAGUUUUCCUUUGGGAACACAAUUUAAAGUUGGAAAAAAGGUAAUAAAUUCCAAUACAUCGCAAUACAUUUAAAAUCGCAAUAAUAUCGUAUCGUGGAGCCUCUGGUGAUUCCCAGCCUUAUUCCUAAUCCGAAAUCUAGUUAGGUUAAGCUUUCAACAUUUGCAAGUAACUCAAGUUAUAAAUAUGUGAAACUCAAAGAGCUGUAAUCAGCUUUUAUUGGGUCUGUGUUACCCGAUUACAGAACCUAACCCUGUUUAAGUUUCAUUCGCCCUGAUCACCCUUCGACGGUGGAAAUCAAGGUCUUUUGCAGUCAUCCAUAAUUCUUAGAACCCUAGUUUCAUACAGCAGGUAAGAGAACAUCCGAGCAACUGGAUCACAGUGACCAGGCGUUCAAACUGAAAACAGCACUAGAACGUUUUCACUGCAUAACAACAAUAGUGAGGUUAACAGUAAAAUUACUCCGUCCUCUAAACUGUUGUACUAUACUUGUACUUCAGUGACAAUAAAGUUUAAUCUAAUUUAAACUAACAGGAACUGUGCGCUGACAAUAACGGUCGCCUAACAGCUGAGUGAAACGCUAAAGCCGAGACAGAUGACUGAAAACGUGGCUGAAAAGAAACUCAAGAGCAAUCGAGUACCGUCUCACUGUCCUCUGGGAGCGUAUUUAAACUAUUAGGGGUUCUUAAGUUAGUUAACACCCUAAAAUAAUUGAUACAGUUGAUUAAGCAUGCUCAUGUUAAUAAUAUAUUUCAAACUAACUUGUUUGUCCAAAGUGCUGUUCAACCACUUAAUAAUCAAGGCAAAGUUGCUUGUAGAUGUUCCAUAUAGGUUUGGGCUGAUCGAAGACGCCAUCCUGCAUCACAAUGUGGAGCCGGCAUUGGGAGUGUUGUUGUAAAAGACGUAGCCUGUCAAACGAUCAAAACCAACCAAACCGUCUCUGCGCAGUGUAGAGUAAUACCAAGUUUUUUUUUACCAUGUGUUAUAAGACGACAGAUGCCAAUUUUGUAGACAUCACCCAACCCUUGUUCCAAAUGACAACGCUGGCCAAAAAACCCGCCGCCAUAGAGACGGGCAAGGUGCGACGAAUCGUACGUAUAGAAGUUCAAACCUUGCUUACUUGCAAACCUCGGCAUACAUACCCAAACUUAGUAGCGCCCCCUCCCCCAGGUGUAGACGAAGGAGGUUUCAGACACCCUUCAAUGAUCCGACUUCGCUUAAAGCCUACUGAUGCCUUCAUUACAUAGCCUUCCACACAGGACUGGACUGUUCCAAUAAAACCUUACCACAAACAUAUUUUUAGUAGUCUUGUAUCUUCAGAACAGGUAAAGAGAAAGUGCCUGCGUGGCUGUUUACACUGCGUGAAUAUCACAUGUAUAUAUUAUAAUGGACUAUGGUCUACUGUACAGUCAUCCACAGAAUGAGACGUGGGCUGUCGCUUUCUUCGCAGUGUAACAAUGAAAAUCAGUGAUGGAGAGGUCAUGUGACCUCUUAACCUCUGACCUCAGGUCCCCACUGGGAAUCCCUCUGUACACUUGUAUAGAUAUGAGGUCAUUCACUUGUUGUAGGAUUUCUCAGCCAAUCAGAAACAUAACCAGCAAACCUGCUGCUAAAAUCUCAUCAGUGACAUGAAUCGAGGUCAGUGAUGUUGAAGUAGUUCCUUCUUUAUUUUUCCUUAGAGCUCUGCCUUCUGUCACCAAUCAGAUCGUUCAGAUACAAGACCUUCUGAUGUUUCAAGAUUAACAAAUUAAUCUAAGUUUAUUCAGCAGAGAACAUGAGCCUUGUUCUGCCUGGAGACCUAGUUUUUUGUUGCCAUCUUCCUCUAAACUGCAUCCAUUUUGUCAAGAUCGCUUCAGCUUUAGUUCCAGUACCGUUUCAAUUCUCUCUAAAAUUAUAAUUAGGGGCAACACACAUCUGUCACAUUAGAGACGUGUUUCAGGAGACACAUCAACUCCCUGGAGUCUCACAACUAUGCUACCAUAACUGGACUACUUCUAUUGUCUACAUAGCGCCAGACUAUUGCGUUGCAAAAAGGGAAGUUGUUUCGGGUUGUCGCUGGUUCCGAAGGAAAAUUCCCGUUAAUUUUUCUUAUAGACAAUGUUAUGCAACAGACAGUUUGAGUACUUUUAGUCCUGAAUGGAUAUGUAAACUCUCCUGUCUGAAUCAUCAGUGCAACAGAUGAUGAACAACUGUGUCCGAAAAAUAAUCAAAAAAUUUUAUCUGAUAAAAAGUCAAAAGUACUACAGAAGAGAUUAAAGUUCUGUUAUGCGCAGGCUAAAGUUUGCAUUUCUGCAGCUUAAAUGAACGCGUUUUUUUUUUACCUUAACAGAGAAACAAAAUAAUUCAGAAUUUAAAUAACUAAAAGUGAUGAGCAUAACUAACCUAUAGCACUGUUAUGUUAGGCCCCUGUGUAUCCAUGUUGCAGAAUACUGAGGAUACUAUUAAAAAGAAAAACUUUAAACGGGAAUUCAGAAUGAGGAAAAAUAUUUCCAGAACCAGCGACAUCCCUUUUUGUUCGGUAGGCAGCCGUCAGAGAACCACAAUAACGUGUCAGGUGUCCUGAUAUAUGAAAAUACGCUCAUCUGGUUCCACAUUAACUGCUGUGUUAUUUCUUAUUUUUUGUUUUCGGCUGAUUUUUGUAGUUCUGAAUCAACAUGACCCCAAAAAAAAGCUGCUAUCCUCUCAGUUACCUACAGGCUCAGCCAUAGCAUGUAUGCUAGUUAGCUGCUAAAGCUAGCUACACAAUUUGAACUAUUUAAAUGGACAUAAAUCAAAAUCAGUGUUAGUUUCACACAAAGCACUGAUGCUAACUAAAGCCACCAAUUUGCAUCAUAUAAUCUUGUCCAUUAUUUCUCCCUAUUAGGACACUAACAUUGAUUUAUUUCAGCUUCACAUUCUCAAUAUCAACUAAACUUCUUGGUGUAAUUUAAGCUAACGCAACAGCUGAAAAUUACGUUCUUACAAAUCACUAGCGAUUUGUUUUGGAAAUUCUCCCCCAAGAAAAUAAAAAUGUGGCUAAUUAGCAGUGGUGGAAAGUAACUGAGUACAUUUACUCAAGUAUUGUACUUCAGUACAAUUUUGGGGUAUUUUACUUGAGUAUUUCCAUUUUAUACUACUUAAUGCUCCACUACAUUUCAGAGAUAAAUAUUUUUUACUUCACCGUUUAGUUAGUUACUUUUCAAAUUAAGAUUUUACAAACAAAACAAAUCCCCAUCUUAUAAAAUAUGAUCCAUUGUUACAGAUUAAACUACUAAAAGUAUAUGAAGUAGUUUAAAUAAGCUCCAACUAUAACACUGAAAGUAAAGCUUGCAUAUUACUACAUCAACAAUAUAAUAGUAUAACACUGACACUCUGCAUUGUGAGUACUUUUACUUUUGAUACCAAUACUUCUGUGCUUUUAAGUGAAAUUUCAAACGCAGGAUUUUCACUUGUAAUUGAGUAUUUUUAUUCUCUGUGGUAUUGCUUCUGUUACUCAAGUAAAUCAUUUGAAUACUUCUUCCACUGCUGCUAAUACGAAAGCAAUCAUAGCCUGAAAGUCUGGAGACAAAACGGCCGUUCAGUUUGACGAAAGGCUAACACGGCGACAGGAGAGAACCAGGACGAUGCUAUAAAAAGAUGGAAUAAAGAGCCAAAAUGGCUGCCGCUGGAUAUCGUAAUAACGCAUCAGCUUCCUGCUGAUUGGCUGAGAAUCCUGGCUUUCUAACUUGCGUGUGAAACCUUCCUCCUCCUGAUAGUCACUUGGUUAUAAAUGGUUUUAUGGUUACCCUCCUCUUCCUCCUUUCUAGCUUCCUCUUUUUACAGUAUGUUUGUAGUUCUGGAGUGAGUGGUGUGUGUGUACUUGUAGUUUUUUUUUCUUCCCUUUUCUAGAAACUGAAAAGAGCACACAAUGACAACUGAUGAGCUCUGCAACGCAACAGAUUGUAAUCUUUAUAAUAAACUGUCAUUUAAUACAAAGUUAA
Molecule: messenger RNA, 13593 nt
Organism: Micropterus dolomieu (smallmouth bass)
Lineage: Eukaryota; Metazoa; Chordata; Actinopteri; Centrarchiformes; Centrarchidae
Gene: shank3b
Product: SH3 and multiple ankyrin repeat domains 3b
Exons: 27
Coding region: 542-5689 (1715 amino acids)
Cellular component (GO): postsynaptic density; dendritic spine; postsynaptic membrane
Molecular function (GO): synaptic receptor adaptor activity; ionotropic glutamate receptor binding
Source: RefSeq, a predicted model, not a curated record